AUGUUUUACCAGGCAAAAGAGGGGGAUGCUAGUCAGAGUGGGAAUGGUGACACAGCCCCCAAGUCACCAGGUGUAAGGCGGUUCCAGCAGAUCCAUCACCUCUGGGACCAAAGGUCCUCUCCAUCUGGCCCCAAUCAGGAUGGUGAUGAGGGUGAUAAUGCAAGGGAAGAGAUGAAUGGAAGGAGUGGGGAGGAUAACGAGAGGAAACUGACAAAUGGAGUCCAUCGAGAACCUCCUGAGGUCAUCCAUAAUGACAAAUACGUGAAUGAUGACCUCUCCCUCACCACCCAGCAGCUACGAGAGGAGGUGAAGCGUCUGCGGAAAGAGGUGACACAGCGGGACAAACGCAUCCGGGAACUUCAAGGCCAAAUCCGACUUCUCACUUCUCACCCGUCAUGAGAACCUUCUCACUUUUUUCUUUUAUUUUUUUCCUCCUCCAAUAUGUGCCUGUGUUAAAAAUGGAAUUCCUGGAUGGCCUUCACCAUAUUUAUUCCCUUUCUUUUCCAAACUAGGAAUUUUGGAGAACUGCUUUGUCAUUUCCAGUCUGACUUUUAAAAUGAGUUUUGAAAUGAUUUGAUAGAUAGAGAAAUGGGAAAGAACUGUUAGACUGUGCUGUGUGGAUUCCUUUGAAAAUGAUUUGUGCAUGUCAUCUGUGAGAGUUUGUCAAUGGCUUUCCCACCAGGGUGAUUCCAUGUAAAUGCUGUGGAAUGCUUGGUCAGAUUUCAGCCUUGGGGCACUUCCAAGAAUUUUAAAAUAAUACUUUGUAACAUUCUUUGAAUACACUGGUGGAAGUGAGAAGAAAUGGAUGGUACGUUUGACAUGUUGCCUAGUGAGGAUUAUUUUGUUCUAUGUCCAGAUUUCAGGUUUUUCAGCCAUGUCAUUCAUUCAUUCAUGUCAUUUAACAUCAACAAAAUUAUUUUAUUGACAGCAGGAUGCUCAUUAAUUUAGGAAUCAGUGGAUGUAAUAUGAGACUGCAAAAUUUUUAUAUCUCUUGUUUUACUGCAGUAAACUUCAAUGAAGUUCAUGUCCCAAACUUUCAGUUUUUGAAUAGAACAAAAUGGUCCUCACUCAACGAGUCGGACAGCAACCAACUAAUGCCCCUCAGCUUUCCUUGAAAUGAGGAUAUUUAUAUAUUACUGCAGGUUUUUGCUAGCUACUUUGGAAACAUAAUGAAGUGGUCAAAAUUGAACAUGAAUCACCUGCAUAUGAACAAAGAGUGAAGUACACUUAUGCAGUUGCAUGUAGGUUGAUAGAAGCAUGAAUUUGCUGUGAAGCAUUGGUUUAGAGUUUGCAUAGCUGUGCAAUAUCCUGUUUAGUGGAUGAGGAGAGUCUGCAGAUGAUGCAAUAUACUUGUUGGCAAGUGUCUGUGAAUGUGUACAACCUGCUAGCUUCGUUCUGGUGCUAUUUUCAUGUUAGCUGCUUCUGUGUUCCAGAAUUUCUUACAUUCCACAACUCACAAUUCCUCUGAUGUUCCUUUUUUCCACAAUUUUAUGCCACCUCUCUCAGAGUGUCUGCUGACUAUAUAAUGUCAUGCAAGGAAGGACACUAAUUCUUGAAAACCUUGGUGGAAAACAGAGAAAGUUUACCCUGUUCAUUCCUCAUGAAAGACUCAAAAUGAUGGAAUCUUAAUUUGUGGUCAUGUCAGAUGUAUCCUGUUUGCACCAGAUUCCAGAAGGAUUCACCAGAAUGAAGAGCAGGCUGAAUGCAUGCUGAUUGAGGCUUUAGAAUUGUACAGUGAGAGAGGAACGUACAAAGUUGAAACAUUGUAUGAAAGCUUUGCUUGUUUUUUUCUUUCCUCACUUGGACAGGGUUAAAAGUGACCGGGCUGCUCCAGCUCUUCUUUCUCUUCUUUUGCCUUGCUUAUUAGACUAGUGUUGUUGGAUUGGGACCAGUAUUGUUGGAUACAUGUGCUUUUUCCCUCGUCUGUUAAGUGCAGUUAUGCCCAAAGUUGUUUUUUGUUAUUUUUUGUAGGGAGGGACGUGAAAGAUUAAUUCCAUCCUUUGAUUAAAGAAAAGAGCUUCCACAGCCCGGUCACAGUUGCAGUGUUGCCCAAUCACUUCCAUCAAGGAGCUUUAUUAUGCUAUGCUGUCAAUCACAAAAAGUUGCCAAAAUGUACUCACUUGCUUGAAUAUGUUUUUAGUGUUGCAUUAUAAAAUUUAAUCCAUUUCUCAGUUGCUUUCACACUAAAGCACUCUUUAGGAUUCAUGAGGUGCAAAGUAUUUUGACAACAUUGACAGUGUUGCAGUUUUUUUGCAAGGUCACCAAAGAUGCUGGUGUGCAUAGUUCCCUGGGACAGAAAAGCAUGUGUUUUUUUCUUGUUUUUCUCCUAGUCCUUCUGACUUGGAGUCAGGUGAUGAAAUGUUUUUUUUUUUGGGAGUCCCAAUGGUGAUUUCUUGGAUGGAUGAUUCCUUGAGGUGCAGAUUCUGCUGAUCUUUUUUUGUUAUACUCUCGAG
Messenger RNA from Darwinula stevensoni, 2453 nucleotides. Lineage: Eukaryota; Metazoa; Arthropoda; Ostracoda; Podocopida; Darwinulidae. The record is from the annotation of a GenBank genome assembly.